AUGGAACAUCCAGCCUUCACCUUGUCAGGAUUAUGCGCCGUCGGCGGCAUCAUGGGCUACGCCCGUAAGGGCUCUGUGCCCUCGUUAGUUGCCGGAAUCACGUUUGCCACCAUCUACGGAGGCGCAGGCUACUUGUUGAAGCAGAACGCCGACUACGGGUUGGAGUUGGCCUUGGGGGCCUCCACCACCUUGUUAGUGGCAGGAAUCCUGCGUUCCAUUCCUACUGGCUUCAAAAAGCCCAUUCCGCUUCUCCUCGUUGCCUUGGGGGGACUUUCCAGCACCUACUACGCCAGAAAGUACAACGAGUUCUACUCCGUCUUCUGA
Suhomyces tanzawaensis NRRL Y-17324 is the source of this 324-nucleotide messenger RNA. RefSeq lists its product as uncharacterized. NCBI's taxonomy places the organism in Eukaryota, Fungi, Ascomycota, Pichiomycetes, Serinales, Debaryomycetaceae. The record is from RefSeq and is a predicted model, not a curated record. Gene Ontology annotation, cellular component: membrane. Bases 1 to 324 code for a protein of 107 amino acids. The transcript has a single exon.